AGAGUCCCCAAAAUAAGUAGGAAUGGGCAGCGUCUGCUCACAUACAGCACACCUUUUCCAGCUGCUACUACGGCCUGGACAGGCUGGAGGAGUCCUUCCCUGCCUUGCCCUGGGAGAGAAGCCACCGAGACCAUCCUAAGGCACCAUGCGGCUGCUUCAAGUGACAGCUCUUUUCUUCCUUGUGUCCAGCUGUAUCUGCCAGAGCGAGGACAGCGGAGAUGUUCAAAAUAUACCUACUCCAUCACUGCCAGAAAAUUCUACAACAAAAUCAUCUGUCACGACGCCAGGCACUAUGGCAAUAAAAAAUCUUACCAACCCGACAGAUGGAACACCAGCUAAAGGCACAGCCAGUGAUGAAUUAUCCAAAACAACUCCGGUACCAGCAUUUAAUUCACCGACAACAGUAAAAAGUAAAGAACCAACAACUCCUAGUCUCAUAAAGAAUGAAGUUCCCACGACAAACACAACAGUGCCAAAUCCUCCUGUUUCAAAUGCUGUUUCAACCCUACCAAGUUCCCAGCACAAAACUGAGAAUCAGAGUUCAAUCAAAACACCAGAAGUGCCAGUGGCCACUCAACUGCCAGAUGCCCUGCCUAAAAGCACCGUGCCACCCUCAGCAUCACUAACAACUGCAAAAACCAUCCCACAGCUGCAAGACACCGAAGAUGGGAAGAUCACAGCCACUCCAUCAACCACCCCCUCUUACUCUAGUAUUAUUUUGCCCGUGGUUAUUGCGCUGAUUGUUAUAACACUCUUGGUAUUUACUCUGGUGGGUUUAUAUCGAAUGUGCUGGAAGAGAGACCCAGGCACUCCAGAAAAUGGGAACGAUCAGCCUCAGUCCGAUAAAGAGAGUGUAAAGCUGCUCACUGUGAAAACAAUCUCUCAUGAGUCUGGCGAGCACUCUGCACAGGGGAAAACCAAGAACUGACAGCAUGAUGGAUCCUCCCUACACCUGGGCAAUAAAUAUGUUUAAUCUUCAGCUUCUGAAAUCCAAGUGUGGAAAGGAGACAGUCCCGAAGAACCAAUUCCAUCUCACGGUCUCCUCACAAAUCUACAUCAGUUGCCUUUCCCUGCAAAGGAUUGACAUACCAUAACCCAAUAGAAACAUAAAGAGUUCUAGAUAGCUCCUGUCUGAGAUGUAGAAAAUCAAAUGACUCUAGUUUUCAGGGACAUUUCAAGGAGGAACUUUUGUGAGCAGUGACCCCUCAGCCUAGGCAGGUGGGCUCCCGGGAGACAAGCCAUAGAUGAGUUUAGAGUUUCCAGGGCUGAGUUUACAGCCUUGAUCCAUGGAGACCUGCCUAUCUUCUUUGUGUUCAUAUAUUAGCUAGUGUUAGUAUUUAUUGUUUCCCACUAUGUUAAUGCAGGGAGAUUUUGCAAGUGUGUUAUUAUGUUAAGUAGAAAUCAUACCAUGUUCCUCUGUACAGACAGGUAUGCUAUUCAUGUUUUCAUGUGUUACUUUUUAAUAAAUAAUGGCUGUACUCAGCACACUAAACAUUA
Molecule: messenger RNA, 1497 nt
Organism: Peromyscus maniculatus bairdii (prairie deer mouse)
Lineage: Eukaryota; Metazoa; Chordata; Mammalia; Rodentia; Cricetidae
Gene: Emcn
Product: endomucin
Source: RefSeq, a predicted model, not a curated record